Molecule: messenger RNA, 1524 nt
Organism: Plasmodium coatneyi
Lineage: Eukaryota; Apicomplexa; Aconoidasida; Haemosporida; Plasmodiidae
Exons: 1
Coding region: 1-1524 (507 amino acids)
Source: RefSeq, a predicted model, not a curated record
AUGCUGAACAACUGCGGAGAGUCCAACUGCCGGGGCUACGCGCAGAACAUGUGCGAUCAGCAGGGGAAAAAGGGAGCCAUGCAAGGGAACCCCAACGAGCAGUACUACCAAGUGGCGAGCAACCUCUUCCCCAAUGGGGACAGCUCAGACAGAAGGGAAGGAGGCUCGAUGGGUGGAGCCAGAAUGCUGAACAGCGGGGACGCACCCCCCCAGAAUGCCAGAAUACUCAAACCGCUGGUCCAAGAAAAAGUCGUCGAAAUUAUGAAGCCAGAAAUUGAAGAAAAAAUAAUCGAAGUGCCACAAGUGCAGUAUAUAGAAAAACUCGUAGAAGUCCCGCAUGUCAUCUUACAAGAAAAAUUAAUACAUGUGCCCAAGCCAGUAAUCCAUGAAAGAAUCAAAAAGUGUCCCAAAACUAUUUUCCAAGAAAAGAUAGUGGAAGUUCCACAAAUUAAAGUGGUAGACAAAAUAGUGGAAGUGCCCCAGUACGUAUAUCAGGAGAAAAUAAUCCAAGUGCCAAAAAUCAUGGUACAAGAAAGGAUCAUUCCAGUACCUAAAAAAGUGAUCCAAGAAAAAAUUGUUGAAAUUCCUCAAAUCGAAUUAAAAAAUAUAAAUAUUGAAAAGGUGCAGGAAAUCCCAGAGUACAUCCCAGAGGUGGUGAAGAAAGACAUCCCAUACACACAGAUAGUGGACCGACCUUUUCACGUAGAAAAAAUUGUGGAAGUUCCUCACGUUCAGCAUAUAUACAGAAAUAUUGUCUCCCCCCAGUAUAGACACAUACCCAAACCUGUCGAAGUUCCAAUGGCACAUUAUAGAACCUUCCCUAUUGAAAAGCUUGUCGAUAGGAAUGUGCCUGUCCCAGUUGAACUUCAAAUCGUUCAAGAAUUUCUAUGCCCCAAAAUUGAAGCCAGAUAUAAAGAAAUUCCUGUCCCUGUACAUGUGCAGCGAAUUAUUGAACACCCUAUUCCCAAGGACGCCAUGAACAACCCAUUUCUUCUACCACUCUACUACCAGGAAGACAAUAUCGACACGGCAUCCACUAAGGGCAUCUCCAAGAAUUGCUUCUUCAACUGGAACAACAAACAAAACGCUACGAAAAUUAACAAAAGCACCAACCAACAAUCUGUCGAACUUUUGCUACAUAAUGACAAAUAUCACAAUAAGGUACACAUAAAUCAAGAUGCCCACAUGAGAGCCAAGUUUGUUCCUCCCUCUGGAAAUGUCUACCCCAGUACACACUUAAGAGAUGAUAACCCCCUAACUGCUCAAUCCGCUUAUCAUUACCCAAAUGGUACACAAUAUAGUAAUGCUCCCCUCAACCAGCUGUACAAAACGCAGCAUGUUACCAGUCAGACGGCUUACCCUUCCAACUUUAACACUGCCAUGCUCUCUCCUCAAGAACAAAACGAUAUGUUUAAUGGGAGUAACUCCAUGGGGUAUACCCACCCAAAUGACACUGAACUGGGUAAUGCUUACUCUCCCAUUUCGGCCCUUGGCCAGGUCUCUCCGCAUGGCGAGUUGAACUGA